UGGAGUUCCAUGGCGUGAUGCGGUUUUACUUCCAGGACCGCGUGGCCGGAAACUUUGCCACAAAAUGCAUCCGCGUGUCCAGCACAGCCACGACACAAGACGUCAUCGAGACGUUAGCUGAGAAGUUUAGACCAGACAUGAGAAUGCUGUCUUCACCUAAAUACUCCCUGUACGAGGUCCACGUCAGCGGAGAGCGGCAGCUGGACUUGGACGAGAAGCCUUUAGUAGUUCAACUAAACUGGAACAAAGACGACAGAGAAGGACGCUUUGUACUGAAAAAUGAAAACGACAUUUUACCCAAGAAGAGUCAGAGCAACGGGCCAGACAAAGAGAAGGACGGAGUGAUCCAGAAUUUCAAGAGAACUUUAUCCAAGAAGGAGAAGAAGAAGGAGAAAAAGAGGGAGAAGGAGUUUGCCCGCAUCCCAGACGGAGAUGACCAAAGUCUGAGCCGGGAGGACGGGGAGAACAGUCGUCUGGCAGCAGAAGUGUACAAAGACAUGCCAGAGACCAGCUUCACCAGGACCAUCUCCAACCCGGAGGUGGUGAUGAAGAGGAGGAGGCAGCAGAAACUGGAGAAACGCAUGCAGGAGUUUAUGAGCAGUGAUGGCAGACCAGACUCGGGAGGCACAUUACGAAUAUACGCAGACAGCCUAAAGCCCAACAUCCCGUACAAGACCAUUCUGCUCUCCACCAGGGACACAGCGGACUUCGCUGUGGUGGAGGCGCUAGAGAAGUAUGGCCUUGAGAAGGAGAACCCCCGAGAAUACUGCAUAGCAAGGCAAGACGACAAGUCAGGUAAAGAGGUGAUCCUUGAUGACAGCGAAUGCCCGCUACAGAUCUUCAGGGACUGGCCCGCAGACAGAGGUGCACUAGUAUUUCAACUUAAAAAGCGACCUCCAGAUUAUCCAGGCCGGAAAGGGAGGAAAGUGGACGAAAAGGGCUUAAGGAAGGAUGGAUCUCUGCCACCUGAGAAACUGCCUUAUCUAGUAGAACUGAGCCCAGAUGGUUCCGAUUCGCGGGACAAACCAAAGCUCUACAGACUCCAACACAGCAUCACCGAAGUGGGCUCUGACUGCACAGACGAUGGGGCCAUACAGCUGCUGGGCCCGGGCAUCCUCCCUCACCACUGUAACCUCAUGCACAGUGAGGGCAUGGUCACUGUAACGCCCCACGGCCCAGACGCAGACACGUUUGUGGAUGGACAGCGUAUCACCGAGACAACCGUGCUGCGCUCAGGAUCCACCAUUCAGUUUGGCUCCGCACACGUCUUCAAGUUUGUGGACCCCAUGUUCGACCAAGGAGGGAAAGGCCAAACAGCGGCUAUGAUGAGAGGAAGGCACAAGUCUGGAAGUGUCCCAGAGACUACCUUUGACCUUCACGGAGACGUCCACAGUGGAGCACCACUGCCAACAAGCAAGAGCUCAGGAAAACUGGAUAUGGAGCGGGGCAUGGUGAAGCCGAUGAUCCGUGCGGAGCAGCAGGAUGCCAGGUCUCAGGACGCUCAGGGGGACAGGCCAGAGAUGACUCUACCGGCCAGCAUCGAGUUCAGAGACAACUCUGAAGACACAUUCUUAUCGGCCAUCAUCAACUACACCAACAGCUCCACAGUGCACUUCAAACUGUCCCCCACCUACGUCCUUUACAUGGCCUGCCGCUUCGUCCUGUCCCCGUCCUACCGGCCCGAUAUGUCCCCCUCCGAACGCACCCACAAGGUCAUCGCCAUCGUCAACAAGAUGGUGAGCAUGAUGGAGGGAGUCAUACAGGAGAUUCCUGAAGGGGACCAGAAGCAGAAGAACAUCGCGGGGGCUCUGGCGUUUUGGAUGGCCAACGCCUCGGAGCUGCUCAACUUCAUCAAACAGGACCGAGACCUCAGCCGGAUCACACUGGACGCUCAGGACAUCCUCGCACACCUCGUCCAGAUGGCCUUCAAGUACUUGGUUCACUGUCUACAAGCUGAUUUGAAUAACUACAUGCCUGCCUUCCUGGAUGACCCAGAGGAGCAUAAUCCACAGAGACCCAAAAUAGAGGACGUUCUGCACACGCUCACAGGGGCCAUGUCUUUGCUGCGGCGCUGUCGGGUGAAUGCGGCUCUGACCAUCCAGCUCUUUUCUCAGCUCUUCCAUUUUGUCAACAUGUGGCUCUUUAACAAACUGGUGACAGACAGUGACUCAGGGCUCUGCUGUCACUACUGGGGAGCCAUCCUCCGACAGCAGCUCAGCCACAUCGAGGCCUGGGCUGAGAAGCAGGGGCUGGAGCUGGCCGCGGACUGCCACCUCAGCAGAAUAGUGCAGGCCACCACACUGCUCACCAUGGACAAGUACUCGAUGCAGGACGUCCAGAACAUCCACAACACCUUCAAACUCAACUCCCUGCAGCUGCACGCACUCAUGAGCAACUACCACUGCGCCCCUGACGAGCCCUACAUCCCCCCUGAGCUGAUUGACCAUGUGGUGGCAGUAGCGGAGAACACAGCCGAUGAACUGGCCCGCAGCGAUGGACGAGAGGUGCAGCUGGAGGAGGAUCCAGACCUACAGCUGCCCUUCCUGCUCCCUGAGGAUGGCUACUCCUGUGACGUGGUGCGCAGUAUUCCCAACGGACUGCAGGACUUCCUCGAGCCACUGCUACAGAGAGGUUUUUGUCGGUUGACGCCACACCCCCGCUCGCCCGGCACUUGGACCGUCCACUUUGAAGGAGCAGACUGCGACAGCCACUUCUCCACAGCAGACAGCUCUGAGCCAAUGAGGAAGGAGCCGGAGGUCGUCACGGUGACCCUGAAGAAGCACAAUGGCAUGGGCCUCAGCAUCGUGGCUGCCAAGGGUGCUGGUCAGGAGAAACUGGGGAUCUACAUCAAGUCCGUGGUCAAAGGAGGAGCGGCCGAUAUGGACGGCCGGUUGGCAGCAGGUGACCAACUGCUGAGCGUUGACGGACGCAGUCUCGUUGGUCUCUCCCAAGAAAGGGCGGCAGAGCUGAUGACCAGGACCGGUUCAGUGGUGACCCUGGAAGUGGCCAAACAAGGAGCCAUUUACCACGGACUGGCCACUCUGCUCAACCAGCCCAGCCCAAUGAUGCAGAGAGCAUCAGACCGAGGGCGUGAGAAAAAUGGUAAAAUGCGACCAAAGAGUGAAGGGUUUGAGUUGUACAAUAACUCGGUGCAGAACGGGUCUCCAGAGAGCCCCCAGGGAGCCUGGGACUCGUACCCAGAACCAAAGAAGAUGAGCGGGGAGGAACGUCUGCUCAAAAACCGGGCCGACCACCGCUCCAGCCCCAACGUGGCCAACCAGGGCCAGAGUCCUGCAGGCAAAGCUGUUUACCCAGGAGGACCUGGCACUAAGAUCACGUCUGUGUCCACUGGAAACCUGUGUGCAGACGAUGAGCCUUCACCACCCCGUCCUGAGGCGUACCCCAUCCCCACACAGACCUAUCCCAGAGAAUACUUCACCAUCCCAGCCUCCAAAAGCCAGGACCGGGUGGUACCUCCAGGACAAGGGCCUCCACAGCACUGGCAAGGCAUGGACGACAGGGAAAGACUGCCUAUGGGAGACAAUAUACACAACAGUAUGCAGCGGGUGAACCACUCACAGGAGGACCUGUACCCCCCACCAGGAGGCAUGAGACCAGACAUGCAGCCACACUAUCACCAGGACUACCCUCACAUGGACUACCAGCACAGGGAAAUGGAUUACCAGAGACCGCCCCCUGGAGGAGGCCCUGAAAUGUGGGCGCCCCAACCCCAAAUCCCCUCUUCAUUAGAAUCGUCCACUUCCAGUCAGGAGCACCUCAACUUUUCCGCUGCGUCUAGUUCCUCAAAUAAAAGUGGCAAUCAGAAAACGGGCCCAGGCCGAUGGAAAACUCCCAACACGCCUCACGCCGUACCACCGCACCCCGCUCAGCCCCCGUCCCGCUCAGACCUGCCCCCUCCACCUCCCCCUCCUCCCACAGCCUACCCCGACCCCUUUGACCCCUACGAGCCCCAGAACGAGCUCCCUCUGCCCCCUCCACCCAGCGGCGUUGGGUCUGUGACAGCCCAACAGGCAGCAGACAGAAAGAAGCGAGAGGAGCAGCAGAGGUGGUACGAGAAGGAGAAGGCCAGACUAGAGGAGGAGAGGGAGAGAAAGAGACGGGAGCAGGAGAGGAAGCUGGUUCAGAUCCGGGCCAAUCCGGUGAUGCCCGUCCAGCCGCACAACAAUGGCGGCUCUAUGCCCCUCCCUCACCACCAGCCCCCCAUAGCCUCUGUGGCCCCGCCCCAGCCCUAUCUGCCUCCACAACCCCAGCCGCCUCCCCCAGCCCGGCCAGAGAAACUUUCCAGUCUGCCGCGGUCAGCUGUCCCUCCACCUGCCUCUGGCCCCAAUCCUGGUAACGGCAUGGACACAGUGAUCCGAGAGCUCCUCCCGCAACAGCAGCCUCGCACCAUCGAGCGGAGGGACCUGCAGUAUAUCACCAUCAGUAAAGAGGAGCUGUCCAGUGACAGUCUGUCUCCUGACCCCUGGAAGAGGGAUGCCCGUGAGAAGGCCGAAAAACAACAGCAACUGCACAUUGUCGACCUGCUGGACAAGGAGAUCCAGGAGCUACAGGCCAAACCCGAGCGGACGGCGGAGGAGAGCGACCGCCUGAGGAAGCUGAUGCUGGAAUGGCAGUUCCAGAAGCGUCUGCAGGAAUCCAAACAGAGCGACGAAGAUGAGGAAGAGGAGGACGAUGAAGACGUGGACACAAUGCUGAUUAUGCAGAGACUAGAGGCUGAGAAGAGAGCCAGGUUGCAGGACGAGGAGCGGAGACGUAAGCAGCAGCUGGAGGAGAUCCGUAAACGAGAGGCAGAGGAGCGGGCCAAACAGGAGGAAGAGCGGCGGUGGAGAGAGGAGGAGAGGAACAAAAGGGAGGCGGACGAAAAGAGGAGGCAGGAGGAGGAGUACUACGCUCGGUUGGAGGCGGAGCGUCGGCGGCAGCACGAUGAGGCCCAGAGAAAGCUGCUGACGCCGGACGAGCCGGCCGGUCUGUAUCGGCCCCCGCUGCCCCAGGACUACCAACCCCCCGCCCUCCCGCACAACCCGUCUACUAACACGCCCCCACCCCCCCCACAGAGAAACACCUCCUACCUCAAAACGCAGGUGGCCUCCCCUGACACGCUCUACACCGCCAAAUACGUGUCCAACGCAGACGACGAGGACGAAGACGAAGUCCCUAAUGCAGGAAGCGGCGGCGGCCAAUCAGGUCAGGCCAAGCUGUCGGCGACCAGGAAGUCGUACGGCGACCUCCCGGCCUCCGUCACGCCCAAUCACAACAAGCCUCAGCCGCCGCCCACUGCGCGCAAGCCACGCCCCCUUUCUGAUGGCAUCUUCCUGUCUGGCUCGUUCCAGCCGCCAGUCAACAACUCCAACAGUACAGGCCCCCCCAUUCCUGCCAAACCCAGCUUCAUCCAAUCAGGAGGCCUCAAAGGAUCUAACUCAUACACUGGAAACUCAGCAGGACUUGUAGGAUCAGGAGAUGUCUUUAAGGACAAAUGGACAAAGAGUCAGGAGCAGGAGAACUCGAUCCCCAGCGGUGCCCCGGAGAGCCUGACCUUUAAGGAGCGCCAGCGCCUCUUCUCUCAGGGGAAGGAGGUGUCCAACAAGGUCAAAGCGUCUCGCAAACUGAUGGAGCUGGAGAACGAGCUCAACACCAAGCAGUAGCCCCGCCCACCUGCACUUGGACACGGCCCCUAGUUCCACCUUAAACCAGCCACUACAGCCACUUUGGUUUUUAAGGUGGUCCCAGGACAAUCCACUAGCAUUUUUUUCCACUGGGCGAGCGUCUGUUCUUGUGUUUUUUUUGGCUCUUAUUUUUUUAUUUUAAUCAACGAAUAACUGGACAUUUUGACGUAGCUGUUGUUGCAAUAGAAAGAGACUAAUGGUUUAAAGAGGAUUCCCCUUGUUAUGGUCUGUUGAAGAUACAGUAAUUAUCAAGCACUGUAAAAAAGAAUCUCUAGUGAUAAACUGCAAAUCACAUGACAAAGGGGAUAUAUUUUUGUUCGGUUCUUGGGCAAGGGAUAGAAUAAAAGAGAGGUUUAUUCUUCUUUUAAUUUUUUAAAAGCUUCCAGAAACAAUUUUAGGAUAUUUUAUUUUGUGAAUUUUCUUCUGGUAUCAUUGUUUUUCACUCUUUUUUAAAUUCCACCGGAGAGCUCCAGACCAAUUAUUGUAUUUUUUUUGUUUUUUUAAUUCUCAGUGAGUGAACACACUGCUAUUUCAUUCCGUAGCAUGGUAUUUUGUUUUAGAUUUUCAGUCUAUAAACUGCACAACAUGUAAAUAUCAAGGUCCACACACACUUUUAACUACUGUAGACACUUGAUACAAUUAAUGUUAAUACACGUUUGAAACAGCAAGCCAAACCUGGUCUUCUCCUUUGGAUUUUUAAACCAGAGAAAGAUUUAUUAUUUGUAAUCUUGUGUGAAUUUUCACCUCUGAGUUCCCCUUAACUUACAUUGUGAUUAAUGGUGGGAAACACUAUUGUUUGCUUUAUUUAUUACAAACAUGGAGAAAAAAGCAAACUUGCACAAUUUUAAUUUAAAUGUCCACAAAACCAGUGAUUUAUCAUAAUCCAAACCAUUAUUUGGGACCUCUUGUACUGUGGUAACAAUCUGUGACAUUAUUUUUUGAGUUAGAAACACCAGCUAUGGAGGGAGACUUGUAAAUGGACUGAAGAUGAGGUAAUAGGAUAUAUUUUACAUUGACCACUGCUGCUCUUCUCACACCUCGAUUCCAGUGUCUCCCAUAAAUAAAGAGUAAAAAACACUUGAUGUAUUUCUUCUGCAGUUUGGAGUGAUUCCAGCAGGUUUUUGUAUGGCCACACACAAACUCUACAGACCAACCAUCCAACUCACUGUUCCUUCUUAGGUUUCAAAUGAACUGAAUCAUUUAAAUGGUUUCCAUGUUUAGCCUUUUGUAAAUCAUUAAUAAAUACAGAUUUUUCAACAA
Molecule: messenger RNA, 6944 nt
Organism: Boleophthalmus pectinirostris (great blue-spotted mudskipper)
Lineage: Eukaryota; Metazoa; Chordata; Actinopteri; Gobiiformes; Gobiidae
Gene: afdna
Product: afadin, adherens junction formation factor a
Biological process (GO): regulation of protein localization; signal transduction
Cellular component (GO): adherens junction
Molecular function (GO): cell adhesion molecule binding
Source: RefSeq, a predicted model, not a curated record